This is a messenger RNA of Porites lobata, 6285 nucleotides long. NCBI's taxonomy places the organism in Eukaryota, Metazoa, Cnidaria, Anthozoa, Scleractinia, Poritidae. The record is from the annotation of a GenBank genome assembly.
AUGAGUUGUAACAAGAAUGUCGAAGUAGCAGAAACAAGAUCUCAAAUGUUUAGAAGUUUUAUCAUUUUGCGAUCAGGAGAGGGUAUAACCUCCUUCACUAAAGGUAACAGUGCUAACUUUUCUAGUGAAAAAUGGUAAAAUGAAGCUUUCCCGGGAGUCUAAGUUUUGAUAAUACGCGAAAAAACUUGAAGUCAAAUCUCCUACUCGUAGUCAUUCUCGUCCUUGAAUCUAAAGGUCUCUAGUACUGAUCUGACAGGUACCUGUGAUACAUAUUGUAAUUGUGAGUACAGUUAACUCAGAUUGAGUGGUUCCAGCAAAAAAAAGUACAUUUGCCUGUCAUAGUAGUCUGCUUCACAGCCAUUUUUAGCGUCGUCAUGCAAUGGCUCCUCCCAACAAACACAUUAAACCACAAACAAAAAGGGAAAGGAAUGUGGUUUGAUUCUCAGCAGCUGUUUGUUGGGAGGAGCGUUGGGUUAUGACACUAAAAACGGCUGUGUAGCAGACUAGUCAUAGGUAUAUGAUGUACAUUUAAUUUUGUAAAAUCCAUUCUCAGGUUACCAGACAGGUGAGAAUUCUCCUUUAAUAUAUUGAUUUUGUCAUUUAUUAGGACUUAAUGGAAAAAAAAAAAGAUAACUAUUUUUCUGAACCACCCUGAGAACACACAUUUUAUGAACAUCAUACCUAUGGCCCAGGGGCUCCAUGGAUUGUACAUUGUAUUAGAAGGGAGAAGAGAGAAUGCCAAUAAUCAUUGCUGAUUUAAACCUUUAAUCAAAGGGAAUUUUCUGUUCAAGAGUAGUGGCCUGGUAGUAGGGGAGGAGGGCAGGGGGGGGGGGAGGGGUUGAAUUCAAACCAAUAUACAGGUACCCUCCAUGAGAAUGGAAUGAAAUGUAAUUCUGGGGCAAUGGGAAUAGGUUGUUGCUUUAAUUUAUGCAUUGAGUAAUAAUUUCAGUGAAAAGUUCAUGUUGGAUUAUUGAACUUAUCAUUUAGACACUGGUGACUUGUACUGAUUUUAUGUGACCCUGUACAACAAUAUAUUGUAAAUGUGUCUUUUCACUAAUUUUGUUUUAAUUAUUUGUUUUACAUUGGAUUUGUUCUAAAUUGUUACAUAUAAUAAUACUUUUCUCUCUCUCAAUUUUUUGUCAGGUAUGAAUGGAAACCAGACAUCAAUGCUCCAAAUUCCUGCAAAAAGGAUGAAUGAAAACUACGAUCUGGCCUUAUUUAAAGAUGCUAAUAAAAUAUUGACACUGCUCAAGAACAACAGCUUGAUAUAUGUAAACACUGAAAGUAAAGAAGAAAAACAAAAGAACAAGAAUCAUUUUCAAAUGCUGUUGUUAAAUGCAAGCUAUUUUGAGAUAAUAAUUAAAGGUGGAUCAGAUUACAUGUAUAUUCAAGGAAACUAUGUAGUGCGGUUCUACAUGGAUGGAAAAACACCACCAGAGGAUCCAGAGCCUCUGUCAUUUAGCGUAGGUAAGUGACCUAAGGUAAAUAUAAUUUUAAUAAGAAACUGAGGUUUAUAAGCUGCAUAAAAAGACCAGUACCUAUACAUGCACUGAGGAUUUUAUACAUACACUGUACAGUUAUACAGUACAUAAUUUUUACAUGUUCAUAUUUCACAAUCACUAAUAUUUACCAUUAUUCAUUUUCCCAUGGGCACUGAAUAAGAAGUAGAACAUUUUUGUUAUUUAAUUUUUAUAUCAAUUGCUUUCAGUGUAUGUGUUAAAUUAAAUUCAGGCUAAAAUUUGUUAACCUACAGUCUGAUCAGACAAAAAUAGUUGGGACACGUCCGCAGAAUGCUGUUUUUUUUUUUUCCUUCUUGCUCAUAUCCUCUUCCUCCCAAUGUUGGCAGUUAACUCACAAAAUCUUGUGAACCAACAUUGAGAGCUGGGCCAAAAGACUGUAAAGAGUUCCAAGAAUUUUGACUGGCUUAACAGGUCCUAACACCUCUCUAGUUUAUGUAAUGGAAUGGGGCAGUGUAAAAUGCAGACUCCGGACUGCUUGGGGACUAUUGUUUUUAGAGUUGGAAAACAAUGGGACUAUUAUUGUCACAUGCUCGAUUAUUUGCAUGGUGAAAACAAUAGUCCACAGUCUGCAUUUUACACUGACAGAUAAUGGAAAAUAAGAAAGAAAAGGAAAGGCAUGUUUUAAUUAGGUCUAAUUGCCCGGUCUUCCUUUCAGGAAGAGACAGGUUAUAAAAUGGCCUUGGUUUUUCCUUCAUCGUCAAAUCGCCCUCUGCUCUUUAAAGGGCAUUAAAAAAGGGAAAUUCAUUGGCAGUAGAGGCAAAAUCCCCUUGACAUGUGGUCGAGAACAAAAGGCAGCUUUUUUGUCAGUCGGUAGCGUUAACGUUGCGGUUUUUUUUGCCUCUAUCAGAGAUUGAAUAUUAUUUUGGUCAGAAUGUUUAUCUCUAGAGGAUAGAUAGAUAGAAGUAAUGUAAAUAAUUAAUAGGAAGUUUAAAAUGCGGCGGCGAUGAGAAAGUCAAAUAAGCAAUAGCUUGACAAUGCAAAACAACAACUUUGCACGUGCAUCAUGCUUUUUUGUACAUUUCUUUGCUGUCAACUGCACGACUACCCGGGAAAAUGCCUAAUUUCACGUUUUGUGUAUCUGUAAACAAGCAAUGACAAAAAUCAUCCUCAUGAACUUGAAUAUGGUUAAUAGAAAUUCAUCUCCAGAAGAGUUCGCUUGCACUUGACAAAGUAAGUGAGUUGCAAUUGGAAUAUAAUCACUGAAAAAAAUUAAUGUGAAUUCACUUUUCCAUACGACAUUUUCGUGGCUUUCAGCCAUCGUGGUAUCUUUUAAAAACUCCCUAAUAUUUAUGCAAGACUUGACCGAUGCAAGAGUGAAUACCUGUUGUAAGCUCAAGCUUGUAUUUUGGGAAAAGCAUCUUUAGUUUUCGGGCAGACAAUAAUAUUUUGAAAUCGGACGGGAAUUUUAUAUCAAACUGAUCAUGAAAGACUCCUGACUGCAUGCAUUUCUUUGGUGCAUGAGCCACUAGACAUUAAGCCCUGAUCGAGACAAUAGCCGUCGUGUACGAACUUAUGAAAAGAACUCAGGAGAAACUGUUCGCUGAUUGGGCACAAUAAUACAAAGCAUUUUUUGUGCCCCAAAAAGAGUUCAGAAAUAGUUUGGUGAGAGUCAGUACCCAGGGGCUCUUUUGCCCGUACUUGCAAACUUUCGUCGCGCCUUUUCCGACCCGACUGACUGCCCCUGGGUCUCCGAGGAUGGCUGAUCUAGCUACUUUGAAGCAUUAUGCAGUCAUGUUCAAGUACACCCCUGGGAACCUUCGAGUCUUUCCAGUCUGAUCGUCGGUAGUAUUUUCUUCCAUUUAUCACCAGUUCAUCAUCAAAGUUCAUUUGGGCUGUAGUGCAUUAUUACAUAGUGCACAUUUUCCUUCGGCGUCCUAUAAUUUUAUGAACUAAAAGAAGGCCAGGUUCACGCACCGUGCAUCUUGUUGAAAUGGUUAUGUUGAGCAUUGCUUUGGUACAUGUACCUACAAGUAAUUCAAACUUUGAGCAUUGUGACAUGGUUUUUGGCUUAAUUAAGUCAAACUUAAGAAUAUCUUUUAAUUGGAAUAAUUAUAAAGUAUGGUGACUUUACAAUUUGAGUAGAACAUUAAUUUUUUCUGGCCUUAUUUAAAGCACAGUAGUUUAAUUCCAUGUUGAUAUCAUACGUUAGGUCAAUCGAUCUGUUUUCAACCUAAGACAAUUCAUUUCAACCUUGGUGAAUUUGUUCCAGACCAGGUUAAUUAUAGAUCUAAAGGUGUAUUUGUUAUCAUCCUACAUUAGGCCAAUUUGUUGAAAAUACUUGCAGGUGAAUUUAAUUAAGUUAAUUAUCAUAUUUUUCAAAAUUUGUCAUUUAGCAGUGAAUAGCUGUAAUCGUUAAAACUUUUCUACAAGCCAUGAAAAAUUUGAACACAGGCAUGAGUACGUGUGUCAGAUCGAAGUUUUUGACCUGCAGGCAUGACAAUCACACCUUAUAAAGGCAUGUCACUUGGAAGGUAUAGUCUUGGGGAGUAAUAUAUUACUGACUUCUUGCAUGAUUGUGUAAGACGACAUUAGUCUUUCUACAUGUAUUUCGCUUGAAAUCAUUAUUUUAAUUGCUCAUUCAAGCUGAUGUCCUCCGCUUCUUGCACCUAACUUGAAGAGUCCCAUCCAGCUUUGUGUUCCUUACACUCUGUUGCCAAACAGGCCUUAAUUCUUUUCCUUUCUCACUUCCUCUCGAAGUUAAUGGCACAUUCGAGUGACUCUUCGAAUUGGGAAGCCCUAUUAGUAGUGGUAGUCACGUGCCCUUAGCUUGUCACGCUAUCCAUUGUUUACUUAUAAUUAUGCCAUGCUAGUUCACCUCAGUUCUUUUAAUUUUUCAAAUACUGCACUCCAAAAAAAUAUUUACUCAAACAGCUGCUUCUGUUUAUGAAAUCUAGAAUUAUUAACUCAAUUUAUGGUUGUAGAAAGUCGUUCACAAACCAUGAUCGACACUACCAACACACUGCGACUUCACUUCUUGUGACUGAAGUACAACUUAAUUACCUCGUUAUCUGUCAAUGCCUUUUUUGCGAUUAAUUUGCAUAAUUUUACCUUUUCGCUCACCGCACAUGGCUCUGAGGAAAGAAGCUGGACUGGAAGCUACCAUUUUGACUGAGACUGCAGCUCAGUUGAUUUUCAAAUUCUUUUAUCUCCUUAAGCCCUAGCUAAUUCCUGAAUAAUUUUUUUAGGGCUAAUAGUCGAAGGCAAUAGAGAGUCGAUCAACCUACAGUUACCUUAAGUUAAAAAAUUUUAACCAAAUUUAAUUUUGACUUGUGACAAUUUUUUGUGCACCUCACAUUUGCUCAUAAGACGACAUAUUUUAAUAUUUUUAGCAGCGACUCCAUGUGACUGAAAGGAAAUAAAGAGAUUGUUAUUACAGCACUGAGAUUACAUUAAAUUAGAUUAAGUUUUCUUGUACGAAUGAUAUCAUCAAUUGGAAGCCAACCUAAUUUAGUAAACAACAUUACUGAAUUAUCCUGAAAAUUAGCAUCUAGUAUCAUUCUGGCACAUGGUUUCUUUAAUCAUAACAAUCUGUCCAACUGUUCCUUGGAACAGUUGCCCCAUACCGUACAACAAUGUUCAAGAAUUGGUUUUAUGAGGGAAUUAUACAAUAAUUUCCCAGAGUCCAAAGACUGCAAAUUCCAAGUGAGAUAUUUGUCGAUCCUAAUUCUAAGGAGCUUUUCCCCUAUUGCCUCCUCUAGCUUAACGUCAUUCAAGAAUAUACUCUUGCAUAUCAAGGUUGUUGGCAAUUCUUGUUUCUUCCACAGAGAUUAUAAAUACCACUGAAGCAAAUUCAACCCAAGGCGCAAAUGAAGAGCAUUCCUUAUCCCUUCGUACGGGAGUGCCCUCUCCAAGCAUACCCCUCACAACUAAAACAGGUAUCUCAGUUUAGCAUUAUAAUUUGAAUUUCUUUUGUCAUCUUUUUAUUUCAAUAUUUUCCUCAGGGAUAUAAAUACGUUGACAAAACAGCUGUUUCUUCAUGUAACUACUAAAUAAUUAAAAUUUAUUAAUUGUUAUGCCCAAGCAGUGCCAUUGGGUCGUCAGUAAUGUUGUGAAAACUGUGAUGUGCUACCCUCUCUAAAUUAAAUUAAGUCACUCUAAGUCUACAACUGCCACAACAAAGAAUACAAUGACACCAGUUUUAAUACAUGUACCCCACUUUGCCCUGCCCACUUCCCCACUGCACGCAGCAAAGUCCUAGCACUACACCCCUUACACAUAAUGAUAAGCUGAUCCAUAAUGUGUGUCAUAUUUCAUUUUUGGAGUGACUACAUAUAGGUACAUGCAAGCAUCCCUUUCAUACUCUUCACUGGUACUUUAUUCCACAGAAAUCAAUACUACUGCAGAAGCAAAUAUCAUUUCUACCCAAGGCAUGAAUGAAGAGCAUCCCCAACACUUUCAUACGGGAUUGUCCUCUUCAAACACACCCCUCACACCUAAGACAGGUAUCUCAUGUAGUAUUUGAAUUUUUAGUCAUCUUUCUAGUUCAACAUUUUCCCCCAGGUAUGUAAAAUUAAGCACAGCAUUUACAGCUGUUGAUUAAGUCAAUUUAAAUUGCAGGGUUGCAUGUAACUUUGUCAUCGGCACCAAUGGCGUUGUUGCUUAUCUUUCAGGUCCACAGGCAAGAAAAACUGUACCUGUACCUUGGGAAAUCUUUUUAGCGGUGGCUGUAUACUCAAUUGUAUUGGUUGUAAUUUGUUUAUCAGUUGCCCUGAUAAGAAGAUUCCGAGUAAAUAUUUUCAGGAUGCGUGCACCCAUCGUUGAUUGA